ACCAUGCCAUUUAUAAGCGAACCAUGGAUUAAAAUAACAGAUAAUUCACUGCAAGGAGUAAGAAAAAACAGACAUAGUAGAAGAGAAGACAAUACAACUUUUUACAUUAUCCAUGAUUUGUUUGCUUCACAAAAACGACAAAUAUGAAUGCAGGUUAGUGUCAAACACUGAUGGUGAGGAUGUCCAGAAAUUAAGAAUUUAUGACCUGCAAAUCUACCAGCCAGAAUGUACAAUCAUCAAUAUUAAUGGUAGCACAUCAGUUGCUUCAUGUUCCUAUCGAAAUAUUCCACAGUUCCAAGUAGAAUUUCUUGUUGAUGGCAGUAGUGUUCACAGAAUGGGAGAUUGCACAUCUGACGUCUGUCCACUGAAUUACACAUUCAACCCAAGAGAAGUCAAUCCACAAAAUAUUGAAUGUAGUGUUGAAAUCCCAAAUAGAAAACUUUGGAGAAUAAAAUGUUCUAUAACGCAGACACAUAGUACAAUACUACCACAAAAAACUGAGGUAUCGUCACAAUCAACUUCCCCUACUAAAUACACUGAUGUAGAUAAUUCACAAGGCACCAUGGUCCAAACAAGCCCAGAAGGCACUGUUUUAUCUUCAACAAUAACAACAGCAGCAAAAGAAGAAAAUGCAACACCAUUAAUAGUCAUAGUCUCAGUAGCAGCUUUAAUAACACUAUUUCUAAUCAUUAUUAUUUUAUUUUUUGUAAGAAGGAACUUCAAAUUAAAACAAAACUCUGCAAUGAAAUCACCACCAACAGAUAAAAAUGUAUACUUUGAGAAUGACCAACAAGAAGAUACAGACAAAAUUAGAAUGAUGGAAGGAGCAGCACAAAGUGAUGACAUCAAUUUUAAGCAAUCUUCUGAGGACAGUGUCAUGAAAGAAAAUGACAUCUACCAAUCAGCAGACACCAAUUCUUAUGAACUAACACCCGCUGUUAAUGAAGUUAGUGUUGCCAAGCAAGGUGAAGCUUAUUAUCUUGACCGAACAAACAAGGCUGAUGAAGAAAUUGAUGAUUUCGUUGAUGGUAUAAAUAUGAAUAAGAAAAAUGACGGGCCUACUACAUCGCAGACACACAACAAGGUCAAAACACCGGAUGAUUUGGGGUACAUUGAAAAUGAGAAUGAGGCUUACCAAUCACUUAAUGUGAUACCAUCGACACUGAUUCCUGGGAUAUUCCUGUGAGUGACGGGAGACUUGGAACCCCUGCUAUAUAAUGAAAUACUGUACAGUUGAAGCCAUAGUUGUCUAUACCUAUCAGUGAAUAAAUUUGUACUGAAAAUAUUGUUUGUGUUAAGCCAACUAACAUGCGGUUUAAAAAAAACAUGACAAUGUUAAAUUUUUUGUGCCAUUACGGUACACGCACACAUCGUGACAUGCACGUGCGUUGUAAUGUGAAUAUCCUCAAUAUCAUUUUUCAGAUAAUUUAAAGCACGUUUCAGGUCAUUUUCAGUAUUCCAAAACUUUCCAUAAUUUACGUGCCGUACGCUCAUUUCCACACCCACAGCACGUACUGAAGCUGGAAAUUACGUUUCGGU
Messenger RNA from Anneissia japonica, 1539 nucleotides. RefSeq lists its product as uncharacterized. NCBI's taxonomy places the organism in Eukaryota, Metazoa, Echinodermata, Crinoidea, Comatulida, Comatulidae. The coding region runs from base 113 to 1186 and encodes 357 amino acids. The transcript is spliced from 3 exons. The record is from RefSeq and is a predicted model, not a curated record.